Molecule: messenger RNA, 2771 nt
Organism: Peromyscus eremicus (cactus mouse)
Lineage: Eukaryota; Metazoa; Chordata; Mammalia; Rodentia; Cricetidae
Gene: Zbtb22
Product: zinc finger and BTB domain containing 22
Exons: 3
Coding region: 354-2267 (637 amino acids)
Biological process (GO): regulation of transcription by RNA polymerase II
Molecular function (GO): RNA polymerase II cis-regulatory region sequence-specific DNA binding; protein binding; DNA-binding transcription factor activity, RNA polymerase II-specific
Source: RefSeq, a predicted model, not a curated record
UGGAACCCGUGAGCCAGCGAGUGUCCACAGCUCGGGGUGGAGCCUGAGGAGCGGAAGCCAGUACUGGUCGUCGGUGGGAAAGGCAGGCUUGCAGGAUUAAAGGGGAACGAAGGCUUCGGCCCAAUCAAGUCCUGGGUCCUCGGCGGCGGAGGGGACCUGGUACCUUUAAGGAAAGCGCCCUGAACUUGGAACACUUCCUCUGAUGUCGCUGAAUGGCUGUACUUGGAUGACCGACUUAAUCCUUCUGAGCCUCGGUUGCUCCAUCUGUCCCAUGGGGUUGAAAGAAACCCCCCCGGCCGCCCUCGUCUGUCCUGUGUUCCUGUGGCUGGGGGGGUAUCCCCUCCUUCCACGACAUGGAGCCAUCUCUGUCACCCAGUGGGGCGGCUCUCCCACUGCCUCUCUCCCUGGCUCCCCCGCCACUGCCUCUGCCAGCAGCGGCGGUGGUACACGUGUCCUUCCCUGAAGUGACCAGUGCCCUCCUGGAGUCCCUCAACCAGCAGCGGCUCCAGGGGCAGCUCUGCGAUGUGUCCAUCCGGGUGCAGGGACGGGAGUUCCGCGCUCACCGGGCUGUCCUGGCUGCCUCCUCCCCUUACUUCCACGACCAGGUCUUACUCAAAGGCAUGACUUCCAUCUCACUGCCAAGCGUCAUGGACCCAGGUGCUUUUGAAACUGUGCUGGCCUCAGCUUACACAGGCCGCCUCAGCAUGGCCGCUGCUGACAUUGUCAACUUCCUCACAGUGGGCUCAGUCCUCCAGAUGUGGCACAUUGUGGAUAAGUGCACCGAACUCCUCCGGGAGGGCAGAUCCUCAGCCGCCACCACCACUGUCACUACCGCUGCGGCCCCCUCUGUCUGUGUCCCUGGUGCCAGUGUCCCCUCGGGGAGUGGGGGCACUGUAGCCCCUGCCACGGGGGGCUCUGUGCGCUCCCACACUUCCAGCCGGGCCAGUGAGAACCAGUCUCCCAGCAGUAGCAACUACUUCAGCCCCCGGGAGUCCACUGAUUUCUCCUCUUCCUCCCAAGAUGCAUUUGUAGCUUCAGCAGUCGGCUGUGGGAGCCGCCGAGAUGGUGGCCCUGUGUUCCCGGUCCCUGUGGUUGGCAGUGCGGGUGCCACCUCUGGAAAGUUGCUGCUGGAGGCAGAUGAGCUGUGUGAUGAUGGUGGGGACGGGAGAGGGGCGGUGGCCCCUGGGGCUGGGCUCCGGAGGCCUUCCUGCAUGCCCGCUGGUGCUGUGCCACAGAAACACUGGGUGUAUGUGAAGCGCAGUAGAAACUGCCCUGCACCAGCCUCUCUGGUUCACCAAGACCCAGAGCUAGAGGACGAGGAAGAAGAGGAAGAUCUGGUGUUGACUUGUGAGGAUGAUGAGGACGAAGAACUGGGGGGUGGUGGCUCAGGGGUCCCUGCAGGGGGAGAGCCCGAGGCUACUCUCAGUAUCAGUGAUGUGCGGACCUUGACCGAGCCUCCAGACAAAGGGGAGGAGCAGGUCAACUUCUGCGAGUCCUCCAAUGACUUCGGCCCCUAUGAGGGUGGGGGGCCCGGGGCAGGGCUUGAUGACCCAGGAGGGCCCACCCCUUCCUCCUAUACCCCCACCCACCCUCCACGACCCCUCCUUCCCUUGGACGUGCCGGGGAACCAGAUCUUGGUUUUCCCAUCCUCCUCUUCACAGGCUCCAGGCCAGCCACCAGGGAACACGGUAGAACACGGGGCGGUGACCCUGGGGGGCGCCUCUGCGGUGGGGCUAGGCAUGCCCAGUGGCUCUGGUGGGACCCCUGGAGGGACGGGCAGCAGCGACGGGAAUAAGAUCUUUUUGUGCCACUGUGGGAAGGCUUUCUCGCAUAAGAGUAUGCGGGACCGGCACGUGAACAUGCACCUCAACCUGCGACCCUUUGACUGCCCUGUGUGCAACAAGAAGUUCAAGAUGAAGCACCACCUGACGGAGCACAUGAAGACGCACACGGGCCUCAAGCCCUAUGAGUGCAGUGUCUGCGCCAAGAAGUUCAUGUGGCGGGACAGCUUCAUGCGGCACCGGGGACACUGUGAGCGCCGGCACCGGAUGGGCGGAGGCGGGGCCGGACCGGGACCGGGACCGGGACCGGGACCCGGGGCUCCUAUUGGGCCAGCCUUGCAACCUAAGAGGGAGUCUUCCGGAGGGGGUGGGGGCAGUGGCGAUGAGGCGAAUUCGGCCACACCCCCGCCCCACAGGCGUGUCUGGUCCCCACCCAGCGUGCACAAGGUGGAGAUGGAUUUCGGUGGGGGCGGAGCAGCACACUGAAGGGCAGGCCGUUGGGGGCUUAUCUAGGGGCAAGUGGCCCCUGGGUGUUUCCCGCUGCGCUGUCUUCCCUUACCUCUGUGGACUUGUAUAUAUUCUAGAGGGCGUAGGUUGCACCAUCGCCAGCCGGUUCCAUUCCUCAGCCCCUUCCUCCCUCCGCAUCUCCGAAACAGCCUUUUUCCUUCUCCCUUGGGUACACCAGUGCCCCACCUUUACGGAGCGGGGCCGCACGGUGAGGGAAUGGGAAGGGGGCAUUUUGAGCAUCCCGGAGUCACAGGGUCAGCGGUCAGGUUGUGCUAGUUUGUGCCUGUGUAUGUUUGUGUUGUGGGACGAGGCCUCUUGAGUCCUUCCCCCGCCUGAAGGAUACGCCCCUUAUUUCUGUACUGUCCCACUCUUCCCAGGGGGAUCCCCAGUUGGGUUUCAUGAAAGUGGGUGGAGACAAGGAGUGAGUCGCGUAGUGUAGGUUUUAAUUUUUAACGGUGAUUAAAAUAUUUAUUGGUCACUUCA